AUGAACGAAAAUCUAUUCGCCUCUUUCACUACCCCAACAAUAAUAGGAUUACCUAUUGUUAUUUUAAUUAUUAUAUUUCCAAGCAUUUUAUUCCCUUCACCUAACCGACUAAUUAAUAACCGUCUAGUUUCACUCCAACAAUGACUAGUACAACUAACAUCAAAACAAAUACUGGCUAUUCAUAAUCAUAAAGGACAAACCUGAGCCCUAAUACUAAUGUCCCUAAUUCUAUUUAUUGGGUCAACAAACUUAUUAGGCCUAUUACCCCACUCAUUCACCCCAACUACCCAAUUAUCAAUAAAUUUAGGAAUAGCUAUCCCGCUAUGAGCCGGCACUGUAAUUACCGGGUUUCGCCACAAGACUAAAGCAUCUCUGGCCCACUUUCUACCACAAGGAACACCUGUCCCCCUAAUUCCUAUGCUUGUAGUCAUUGAGACUAUCAGCCUCUUUAUCCAACCUAUAGCUCUCGCCGUACGACUUACAGCCAACAUCACCGCAGGUCACUUAUUAAUACAUCUAAUUGGAGGGGCCGCCCUAGCCCUGAUAAACAUUAGCACCUCUAUUGCCUUAAUCACCUUUACCAUUCUCAUUUUACUAACAAUCCUUGAAUUUGCCGUAGCCCUAAUCCAAGCCUAUGUUUUUACCCUGCUAGUAAGCCUAUACUUACAUGAUAACACCUAA
Messenger RNA from Felis catus (domestic cat), 681 nucleotides. NCBI's taxonomy places the organism in Eukaryota, Metazoa, Chordata, Mammalia, Carnivora, Felidae. The record is from the annotation of a RefSeq genome assembly.